Notodromas monacha is the source of this 282-nucleotide messenger RNA. NCBI's taxonomy places the organism in Eukaryota, Metazoa, Arthropoda, Ostracoda, Podocopida, Cyprididae. The record is from the annotation of a GenBank genome assembly.
AUGUGGGGCUUUUCGCUGCCUCCCGAGGCAGGCUAUCCGGUGAACAGCGGCGAUGGACCCCGCUACCUGAUGAUGGAAACCCACUUUGACAAUCGGGGCAUGGUGCCGAACCUCGUUGACAAUUCGGGGCUGCGGUUCUACUACACGCCGAACCUGCGAGCCCACGACGCUGGCGUCAUGUCGCUGGGAAUGCACCCGAACUGGCGUCAUCUGAUUCCGCCUGGACAAUCCGCUGUUCUCUCGCAGGGCCAUUGCACUGCUCCUUGCACUUCUCAGAUCUAA